Molecule: messenger RNA, 3000 nt
Organism: Pseudozyma flocculosa PF-1
Lineage: Eukaryota; Fungi; Basidiomycota; Ustilaginomycetes; Ustilaginales; Ustilaginaceae
Exons: 3
Coding region: 1-3000 (999 amino acids)
Molecular function (GO): protein binding; RNA binding
Source: RefSeq, a predicted model, not a curated record
AUGGCCACCGCCGAGGCCGCUCCUGCCGUGGCUACCGCUGCCAGCGGUGUCGCGCCGGACCCGGAACAGGUCCGCCUGCAGCUCAUGCAGAGCACCACUCUUCUCAACGUUGCCAGGCGUCCCGACAAGGGCGGAAGCCAAGGCAACCAGAUCAACGUCCUCAUCAACGCCUUCAAGAUGGACGUCGGCACGCCCAGGAACAACGUCGUGUGGCAGCUCGACGUCAAGAUCGAGCCCAUCUACGAGAAGGGCCGCGCACCCGCCCCGGGCCGUGCCUCGGAACGUGGCCUGCCGCCGAACCUUCAGUUCUCGAUCUUCGAGCACGCCUUCGCCGAAGCGGCUCGCGCGGGCGACCACGGCCUCACCACCGGCAUCGUCGACGGCCUCACUUUUGAUGGCCGCAAGAACGCCUUUGCCAACCGCCCUCUGCCCUUCGAGGACAUCACCCUCGAGGUCGGCCUGCCUCCCAGAGAGAACCUGCCCGCCAUCCCCGGCACCCUUGGCGCCACCGUCGGCGGUCCGGCCCCGACCCGUCGCCGCGACAGCGACCGUCGAUUCCGCAUGAGGGUCAAGAAGGUGCGCGAGGUUGACCUGUCGCGCCUGGCCGCCUACUGCAGCGGCGACCGCCAGAUCGCCAUGGCUUCGGGAAAUGCCAACGUGCUCGGCCAGGUCUUUGACGGCCUCCAGGCCCUCGACAUCCUGCUCGCCAACGAGCCCGCCAAGAAGUACCGCAUCCAGGGCGCCGGACGCCACCGCUACUUCGACGGCAACAACACCCUGCCCAUCUUUGGCGGCGCCGAAGUGUGGCGCGGAUUCUUCCAGUCGGUGCGCCCUACCAUGAGCGGCCUGGUCGUCAACAUCGACGCCGCCUUUUCGGCUUUCCUGGGCAGCGGCGACCUCGUCACGGUUGCCGGCAAGAUCCUCAACAUCAUCCCUAGCGGCGGUGGCGGCGGUGGCGGUGGUCGCGGCGGUGGCGGCGGCGGUCGAGGUGGCCGUGGAGGUUUCCGAGGUGGACCCCCGGGCCGCGGAGGCUACGGCGGCGGCGGCGGCGGCGGCUACGGAGGAGGCCCGUCGGGUCCGGCUCCCGCCAUCGACCGCCUCCUGCCGAACCAGCUCCAGGAGCUGCGCAGGAGGCUCAAAGGAAGCCAGGUCCGCGUGACCCACCGCCCCACCAACAAGGUCGAGCUCUUCAAGGGGUUCACUCCCAAGACGGCGCGCGAGAUGAAGUUUACGCUGAAGGACGGUACCGAGCACACGAUCCUCUCCUACUUCAAGUCCAAGUUCAACUACACCGUGCGCUACCCGGAGCUUCCCUGCGUCAUCCUCGGCGACGGCAAGAGCUUCGUCCCCAUGGAGGUGUGCGCCCUCGUCCCCGGCAGCGCUCCCCUCCCUCCGCAGCGCCUCAACCCGAUGCAGGUGCAGGACAUGAUCAGGGAGUGCGCGCAGCGUCCCGACGUCAAGAUGCGCCGCAUCGACGAGAUCCGCCGCCAGCUGAGCUACGAGGACGACCGUCGCAUCCAGGAGUGGGGCGUCCGCAUCAGCCCGCAGCUGAUGCGCGCUCCCGCUCGCCAGCUGCAGCCCCCCACGGUGCAGUACUCGCCCGGCGGCCAGCGUCCGCGCAUCCAGAACGGCUCCUGGAACCUCGUCAACGCCAGGUUCAUCAGCGGUGGCGACCCCCUCAUCGUGUGGGCGGUCGUCAACUUUUCGCGCCAGCCCGAGAACCUCGUCAAGCGCUUCGUCGGCGCCCAGAUGGGCAAGUUGCAGGAGCUCGGCGUCAGGGUCAUCAACACCGAGCCGCCGUACUUUGAGCAGGCAAGCACCGACCCGGGCCAGAUCAUGCGCACGCUCAACGAUGCCGGCCGCGCGGCGUACGCGCAGGGCAAGCAGAUCACCAAGGGCGGGCAGGCGGUCCUGCCGCAGCUCUUUUUCUGCAUCAUGGACCGCGUCGACACGCCCUUUUACGACGAGAUCAAGCGUGCGUCGGCGCUCAAGCUCAACUCGCCCGUCGCCUCGCAGGUGGUCAACACCAAGAAGGCCUUCAGCGACCGCGGACAGCCGCAGUACCUGGCCAACGUGGCCAUGAAGGUGGCCAUCAAGCUCGGCGGCACCACCCACUCGGUCGACGGCCAGGACCUGCCCGGGCUGACCCCGCACACGAUGCUGAUGGGCGUCGACGUCACCCACCCCGCGCCCGGCACCGAUCUGCCGUCGAUUGCCUGCUCGGUGGCCACCGUCGACGGCAACCGCAGCCGCUACUCUUCCGAGAUCCGGGCGCAGCUCAACCCGCGCAGCCGUAAGGGCGGCCAGGCCCAGGAGGUGCUGAUGCACGCCCAGUCGAUGUUUGCCGGCCACCUCCAGCGCUGGAAGAAGCGCGCCAACCGCCUGCCCGCCUCUGUCGUCGUCUUCCGCGACGGUGUGUCCGAGGGACAGUACCAGAGCGUGCUGGACCACGAGGUCUACGCGCUCAAGAAGGCCGUCAGGCAGGUCGAGCCCAAGGGCGAGGUCAAGGUGACGUACGUCAUCUGCGGCAAGCGCCACCACGUCCGCAUCUUUUCCGAGAGGGGCCAAGGCACCGACGGUCGCUCCGGCAACCUGCUCGCCGGCACCGUCGUCGACCGCGACAUCACCUCGCCGUACGCCUUUGACUUUUACCUCCAGUCGCAGGCCGGCCUGGUCGGCACCACCAUCCCCGCCCACUACGUGGUGCUGAUGGACGAGAACCGCUUCAGCUCGGACAGCCUGCAGAGGACCAUCAACUCGCUCUGCUACUCGUACGCCCGCGCCACGCGAUCCGUCUCGCUCGUGCCCCCCGCGUACUACGCCCACCAGCUGGCCACCAAGGCCAAGGCGCUCGUCUGGCCCGACACCAGCGGCGACACGUCGACCGUCGUCAGCUCCGAGGGCAGGGAGGCCAAGAGCAUCGAAGACAUCGACGCCGAGGCCACCAUGGGCAAGCUCAGGAGGAGUCAGAUCUUCACCGAGACCAUGUGGUUCAUGUGA